AUGUCGGCGACAAAUGACGCCGACGGGUUCGACCCAGCUUUCUUAUCACCGAGCUUGCGAAAACGAUUUUAUGAGCCAAUCAUCUUGCUGGAUGUUCUGGGGUCCAUCUACAGGAACAAUGUCGUCGAUGCACCGGACCUUGAAAGCGACUGGGGCAAACCCCAGCAGCAACAGUACUUUGUUUUCCUAAACAAACUGGCUCAGAUUUGCGACAGCCAAAAGGGAGAUUUGGGCAAAACCUGUACCGCCAUCGUGAUCCUCGACUCCGGUACCCUCGAAUACCGCUUGGCGUCCAAUCGGCGGGAUGAGCACGAACUAAACACGGCCCGGGACUACCUGAAAGGCAUUCUCAAUGACCUUCGAAACGUUUCCGAUUCCGAAAUCAACCAGGCCAAGGCGAAGAGAGCCAUCUUCUCCAAGAUUCUGCAGAAAGUUCUUGCGUUCAACCGCCCCCGCCUGGAACAUUACCUCAGGAAGCUGCUCUCUAAGUUACAGUUUUGCAUUGAUUAUGCUGCCGACGACGAAGCCGAAGAAGGCGGUCAUGUUAGUCAGGCGCUCGAGCAACUGCGGCCACGCAUUGAGGCAGCAUUGACUUCCCUCCCAUCGAGGGGUGAUGAGUUUGCCCGGCACGUCGAACCCCUGCUGCGCACCAUCAACAAAUCUUACGGAUCCCCCCUCGAUGGCUACAUGAAGCGGAGACCCCAAGACGCAGAUAGCCCCUGGAACGAUGUCCGCCACGCGCUAGGUCGACUCCUGUCAUACUUCAUCGCCAUCAGGGUUAUCAUUGUUGCGCGCUCGAAUUGGCCACGGCUCUUUGAGGACUUCGAAGUCACCACCAUCCCUUCUACCGAGCCACUGGACGACCCGCCUGAUGUCCGACGCACCGCAAAGGGCAUACUGCAGCGCAUGUCCAAUAAGAGCAACCUCGAGUUGUACAUGUCUCACGCAAAGACGCUGGAAGAUCAAAGCAUCAACAAACUCAUCUCCAAGCGUGUGCGCCCCGACCGAUUCCAGCCAAUUGUACACGCCGAGACCAAUCUGUUAGCCUCGGUGUUGAGAUCGCAGGCGAUGCCAGAUCGUGAUGGGCCGCUUCGCUUCUUCAACCAGGCCGAAUUCGGCAUGUACAUUGGGGCAUCGAAGCCGAGCUGCAAACUGUGUAAGCUAUACUUCGAUGCACAUCCGUCCGGAGUAAAGUGUCGCGACACGCACGGCAACCUGUACCCCAAUUGGCGAGCACCUGACCUGGACGGUGCCCGUUUCGAAAAGGACCGGAAUCAAAUCCUCGAACGCAUGGUCAAAGACAUGCGGAAUCAGGUCGACAGCGCCCUUCACAGCCAUUCCUACCCCGGUCGCCGAAACGACUCCCGUGACACGCCGACAAACCCGUUAUCGGAUACGGUAAUGGAGGUCCACUUCUUCAGCGAGAUUGACGACGUGGCCAGUCGAAUGGGAAACUUGAGCGGCCUCGACUCGGCGUCGACAACAGGGCAAGCCGACGACGACCACGAUGGCUCUCGUGAGACGACACCCCAACCAGUGACCCCGAAGCGCGGGGUGGCCGUGGACAACGUUGAUGGCGAUAGCGAUGAGGAGGAGGAUGAUGAUGAUGAUGACGACGACGACGAUGACGAUGACCCCGACAACGAAAAGGGCGGCGCGCUGCUCUAG
Messenger RNA from Dichotomopilus funicola, 1668 nucleotides. RefSeq lists its product as uncharacterized. NCBI's taxonomy places the organism in Eukaryota, Fungi, Ascomycota, Sordariomycetes, Sordariales, Chaetomiaceae. The coding region runs from base 1 to 1668 and encodes 555 amino acids. The record is from RefSeq and is a predicted model, not a curated record. The transcript is spliced from 4 exons.